AUGGCUGGCAGGGGAUUCGCGGUUGAUGAUCCAGCAGCUGACAUCGAGGCCAAGAUAACACUCUCAGUGAUCAUCACUUGCAUUGUUGCUGCAUCCAGUGGACUCAUUUUUGGCUAUGACAUUGGAAUUUCAGGAGGUGUUACUACGAUGGUGCCAUUUCUCGAAAAAUUCUUUCCAGAUGUCCUAAAAAAAGCUGCAAGCGCUGAAAAAGACACAUAUUGUGUGUAUGAUAGUCAAUUGUUAACGUUAUUUACGUCGUCUCUAUAUCUAGCUGGGUUAGUAACUUCACUAACAGCUAGUCGAGUCACGGCUUCCAUCGGGCGGAGAAACGCCAUCAUGUUGGGUGGUGUCAUCUUUCUUGUUGGUGGUGCGGUUAAUGGAGGUGCUCAAAAUGUUGCUAUGCUCAUCCUUGGUCGUAUAUUUCUAGGUUUUGGAGUUGGUUUCACUAAUCAAGCUACUCCAUUGUACGUUUCGGAAAUCGCCCCACCAAAAUGGCGAGGCGCAUUAGGCACAAGUUUUCAAUUUUUUGUACAAAUUGGCAUUGUGGGUGCAAGUAUAUUAAACUCUGCCGUCGCGCAACACCCUUAUGGAUGGCGAAUUGCUCUAGGCUCAGCCGUGGUUCCAGCAGCAUUGAUCACAAUCGGCGCCUUCAUUAUAACGGACACGCCAACCAGUUUAGUGGAACGUGGGAAGAUGGAUCAUGCCAGAAAAGCUUUGUGCAAAGUGAGAGGCUCAGACGAUAUCCAACCCGAGUUAGACGAACUUAUUAGACGAUCAUUACAUGCAAAAACUAUGAAGCAAGAGCCUUUUGUCACCAUAUUUGAGAGACAAUAUCGACCUCACUUGGCUAUAGCAGCACUUAUUCCUCUUUUUCAGCAAUUUUCGGGGAUCAACAUGAUCGCGUUCUAUGCACCUAACCUUUUCCAGUCUACGGGUUUCGGACAAGAAGCAGCCUUGCAUGCUCACAUCGUACUUGGAGUUGUUAACUUUGCUUCAAUCAUUAUCUUCUCUAUCAUUAUUGAUCGGGUUGGUCGAAGAUUCUUAUUCUUAGCGGGUGGCAUACAAAUGCUUUUCAGUCAAAUCGCGGUAGCUAUUGUGCUGGCAGACGCAACAGGUAUUCACGGCAUGGGAAGUGUAUCGAAAGGAAACGCGACAUUGUUAUUGGUAUUGUUUAGUUUCUACUCUGCAGGUUUUGGUUGGUCAUGGGGUCCUCUCAUAUGGAUAGUUCCAAGUGAAAUUUUUCCAACGAAAAUCAGAACAACUGGACAAAGCAUAGUUGUUUCUAUGCAAUUCAUAGCUAUAUUUGUUACAUCUCAAACAUUCUUGUCAAUGUUAUGUCACAUGAAGUAUGGUGCUUUCUUGUUCCAUGCUACUUGGAUUAUAGUCAUGACCCUCUUCAUUGCGUUCUUCGUGCCCGAAACCAAAGGCCUUCGUUUGGAUUCAAUUUCUGCUUUAUGGUGUAAACACUGGUAUUGGCGCUAUUUUGUUAAAGGAGAAGAAAGCCAAAUUCAGCAGUGA
Molecule: messenger RNA, 1518 nt
Organism: Vicia faba (fava bean)
Lineage: Eukaryota; Viridiplantae; Streptophyta; Magnoliopsida; Fabales; Fabaceae
Source: the annotation of a GenBank genome assembly